AUGACAUGGUGCUCCCCGGAUGGUAAAACAUUUAAUCAAAUUGACCACGUCCUCGUAGAUAGCCGGCACUACUCGAACUUGUUAGAUGUUAGGACUCACAGAGGAGCUAACAUAGACUCUGACCACUUCCUCGUUGUUGCCAAAAUAAGAGCUCGGAUAUCUAACCUGAAAUAUAAAAAACACCAAAAAGAAAAUAAGUAUAAUAUUCAACUUUUAAAGAACGAUAAUGUACGAACUCAUUACCAGAGCGAAAUAGAGAAUCUCCUGGCAGCCACCGACCAAAAUGAAAGUGAAGACCCAGAACACCAAUGGCGUAAAUUACAGAAUAUAAUCCAUGUUGCAGCUCAAAACAGACUGGGGUAUACAGGUUCUGCAAAGCGAAACGAAUGGUUUGACGAGGAGUGUAAGGCUGUUACGGACAGAAAAAAUGAGGCGUAUCUGAAUAUGCGUAGUUUUUACACACGAAACAAACAUAAAAAAUACGUGGAAAGCAGGCGAGAAGAGAAGCGGGUGCACCGUAAAAAGAAAAGAGCUUUUAUAACAUCAGAAACAGAAGACAUGGUUAGGGACUACCUAAGAAACGAUGUAAGAAAAUUCUAUCAGAGAAUAAAUAAAGGAAGAAGGGAAUUUAGACCAAAAACAUCAGCUUGUAGAGACCUGAAUGGGGAGAUACUGAGCGAGCAAAAGAAAGUUUUACAAAGAUGGGCACAGCAUUUCGGUCAACUACUAGGAAAUAACGUCCGGGAAGCCCCGUACGAACAAAUAGCAGUAAACAUUCCCGAAACUAACAUCUUGACACCAACCCUGGCGGAGGUAUCCAUAGGAUUGAAAGGGUUGAAGAACAAUAAAGCUCCGGGAAUAGACAACAUUCCUGGCGAGCUUAUAAAGUACGGCGGUCCAAGCACUUUACAUGCAUUGCAUUCCUUAGUUGCCCAGAUCUGGAAUACUGAAAAACUGCCUAGCGAGUGGAAUGUGGGAACUAUAUGCCCACUACACAAAAAGGGAGACGUAUUAGAUUGUAAGAAUUACCGAGGUAUUUCACUUCUGUGCACGGGAUAUAAAGUGCUGGCAAAAGUGUUAUUUAAUAAACUCGCUCCAUACGUCGAAGCAAAAAUUGGCGAAUAUCAGUGUGGGUUUCGACCGAAUCGCUCCACAAUAGAUCAAAUAUUUAGCCUCCGCCAAAUUCUUGAAAAAACCUUGGAGUACAAUGUGGAUACCUAUCACCUAUUUGUCGAUUUUAAAGCUGCCUAUGAUAACGUGGACCGCGCAUUUUUGUAUGAAGCCAUGAGAGAAAUCAACAUCCCAGAAAAACUAAUCCGCCUUACAAAGAUGACAUUACAAAACACAAAAUGUAAGGUAAAAGUCGAGUCCGACUACUCCGAGCCGUUUUAUACAUUCAACGGCUUGCGGCAGGGCGAUGCGCUCUCAUGUCUUCUGUUCAACGUCGUCCUCGAAAAAUGCAUCAGAGAUUCCAAGAUCGUAACUUCGGGAACGAUAUUUUAUAAAUCCGUUCAACUACUGGGCUACGCAGAUGAUAUAGAUAUCAUAGCCAGGUCAGGGCCCGAAAUGGAAAGUGCUUAUCUUGCUCUCGAAGAAGCAUCCAAUGGAGCAGGUCUGACGGUAAAUGCAGAAAAAACGACAUACAUGCAUGCUUCAAGAUCAACACCUGACAUCAAUGAAAAAGUUGUAACCAUAGGGGAACAUAACUUUGCGGUAGUGGAUAGUUUUGUCUAUCUGGGUUCAAUGGUGACGAGGGAGAACGAAAUAUCUGUAGAGAUCAGAAGACGAAUAAUGGCGGAGCUGAACGUGGCGGGACACAUCAAAUUGAACAGGCUUAGAUGGGCCGGCCACGUGGAGCGGAUGGAUGAAGCCAGAGUCCCUAAGAAUGUUAUGGCGAGUAAUCCCGAAGGUCGUCGAAGUCGAGGGAGACCAAAGCUCCGAUGGAUAGACGGCGUUAAUAAGGACGCAAAAAAAGUGGGCAUAGCAAACUGGAAGUCCGUGGCCAGAGAUAGACCGAGAUGGAAAAAGUUGCUGGACCAAGCCAAGGCCCACAAAGGGCUGUAG
Papilio xuthus (Asian swallowtail) is the source of this 2064-nucleotide messenger RNA. RefSeq lists its product as uncharacterized. The transcript is spliced from 2 exons. Bases 1 to 2064 code for a protein of 687 amino acids. Lineage: Eukaryota; Metazoa; Arthropoda; Insecta; Lepidoptera; Papilionidae. The record is from RefSeq and is a predicted model, not a curated record.